This is a messenger RNA of Cataglyphis hispanica, 2558 nucleotides long. It is a transcript of the gene Noc3, whose product is annotated as nucleolar complex protein 3 homolog. Lineage: Eukaryota; Metazoa; Arthropoda; Insecta; Hymenoptera; Formicidae. Gene Ontology annotation, molecular function: chromatin binding. Gene Ontology annotation, biological process: DNA replication initiation. Bases 143 to 2536 code for a protein of 797 amino acids. Gene Ontology annotation, cellular component: nucleolus. The transcript is spliced from 10 exons. The record is from RefSeq and is a predicted model, not a curated record.
UGAUCGACGCGAACGCACGUGGGCGCGUUUACUUCAGUUUAGUUUACGAUUACUUUUUUAUUAUUGUAAAGCUGUACAUACUUGUUUAUAAAUUUAAGUUUAAUUUAAUUUAGAAGAAAAUAAUUCCAUUUCUGCUAUAAAUAUGGGGAAAUUAAAAAAAUCAAAAAUUAGUAAAAUUAAAAGGAACAAUCAGAUGAAGACAAAGCUUUCAAAACAAGGAAAACUUAAGACUCGACGGCAUAAACCACCAAAGAAGCAACCUCAAAAAUCAGCACCACCAUGCUCAGAAGCAGUAGAGGAAGAAGAGAGUGAUCAUGGAGAGGAUUUGAUGAAUAUGGUUGAAGAAGAUGACUUAAAAUUCUUAGAAAAAGCUAUAUCUAAUAAAUCUUAUAACUUACUGAAACAAAUUCGCUUAACUGAAUCAGAUAAAGAUCAAAGUAAAAGAAAAAGAAGAAAAACAGAAGAUGAUCACGCAAUAGAGGAGUUAUAUGAGAAUAAUGUUUCUAAAAUCAUGGAAGAGACAGCCAAGAAAUCGGUUCGCAUGAUGCUUCCCAUAAAAACACAGGAUGGUCUUGUGGAAAAACGUGUUAUGGAAGAAGAUAAUGAAAUUAUAAAUGAGGAAGAAGAUCAAAUCACAGAUGAUAACCAAAAAGAAAAUGAGGAAAAUAAUCAGGAGGAAAAUAGUGACAUAGAAAUGGAUAUAGACUUAUAUAAUAACUUGCAAGGCACUGAUAAACCAGUAUCUACUAUUGAACUUUUGGCAUGUCGUGAAGAAUUAUUGAGAUCUAAACGGUUCAAGAUAGGAAUACUUUCAAGCGGUAUUCUAGAAAAUCCGCAACUCAAAUCUGGAAAUUUUAAGCUACUUCUAGACAUGAUGGAUGAGAGAGCUUCAGAAGUUUACAUCACCAUCAGAAAACUGGCAAUGGUGUCCCUUCUAGAAGUCUUUAAAGAUUUGCUACCAUCUUACAGUCUCUUACAGAUUUCUCAAGAAGGAGUAAAGUUGAAAAAAGAGACUCUUGCAUUGCAAAAUUAUGAAGGUACAUUGUUGAGCAGUUACAAAAACUACUUAAAGAGACUCGAAAAGAUAUCCAAUAUUUUGAGAAAAAAGAAAGGGGACACCCGACAAGUGAACGAACGAGAAAUGCGAUUGGGUGAAAUAGCUAUAUCAUGCAUGUGUGAGCUUCUCACCACUCAUCCAUACUUCAAUUUCUCUGUCAACAUAGCUAAUUAUAUCCUUCCUUUUUUGGAUAACAAACAGAGCAAUGUAAGAGAGAGAGUGGCUCAAUGCAUUUCUCAAAUAUUCAAAGACGACAAACGCGGUCAAUUAUCUCUCACAAUAGUUCGAAAAUUAAAUCAAUACAUAAAAUCGAGAAAACAUUCUGUGCAUUCUGAAGUCAUAAAAGUGUUAUUAUCUCUUCGCAUAAAAGAUAUCGAUUUGGAUAAGGAAAAAGAAGAAGAAACAAGACAAAAGAAACUCAUGUCUUAUAAGCAAAGAAUUCUUGCAUUAAGUAGACGGGAGAGAAAAAAAAGCAAAAAAUUGGAAGAAGUAGAGAAAGAAUUGCUCGAGACAAAGGCUGAAGAAAAUAAACAGGCAAAAUCUAAAAUUCUUACUGAAAUUACAAGUGUGUUAUUUACUAUAUACUUUAGAGCUCUAAAACAAGCUCCCAAUAGCAAAGUAUUGUCUGCAUGUCUGGAAGGACUAGCCAAAUUCGCACAUUGUAUCAAUAUAGAUUUUUAUCAGGAUUUAGUAAGUGUUAUAGAUCGAUUAAUAGAAGAAGAUCACUUAGGUUUGAGACAACAAUUACACUGUAUCCAAUGUAUAUUUACAAUAUUGUCUGGCCAAGGUGCAGUGCUAAAUAUUGAUCCAUACAGAUUUUAUGUGCAUUUAUAUAAAAAUAUGUUGAAAGUUCAUUGCGGGAAGACGCACGCGGAAACUGAGAUUGUACUAAAGACGUUGAUGCAGAUUCUUAUUCAUCAACGAAAAAGGAUUUCGCAGACGCGUCUGAUAGCGUUCGUAAAGAGAAUAAGCAUACUGGCUUUGCAGCUACAACAUAAUGCAACACUGGCAACUCUCGGUAUUUUAAAGCAAGUCAUGCAAUUUGGAAAAGCAGCACAUAUUUUAUUAGAUACUGAUUGCAUUGGAGAUGGUCAGUAUCAGAUCGAAAUCGAAGAACCUGAUCAUUGCAACGCGCAUUGUACUGCAUUGUAUGAGCUUGUUGCUCUACAGCGUCAUUAUCAUAGUGUAGUACGGCAACUCGCUAGAAAUAUAGCACAUGUGGUGCCUACAAGUGGCGAGGGCAGUUUGGCUAUUGAAAUUGCGAAAUUAACACCGGAAGAACUUUACACAGAAUAUGAUCCUACUGGUGUAGCAUUCAAGCCUACUAUACCUAUUCCAGAAAAGAUUACUGUUAAAAAAGCAUUGAAACAUCAUAACAUGAGUUCUAAACUCGAGGAAUAUCUUAAUGCUGUCGAUAUCGAUAAUCUAUUUACGGAUGGAUAUGUAGACUUUUAUAAAGCUUGUAAAAACAAUUUAUAAAAUAAAAUAAAAAAAUGUGUAU